AUGGCAGUGCUGCUGUGUAGGAUUGCUGUCGAUGGCUCCUCGGUGCCAGUGGAUCGCCCCUUCUGCUGCCAGUCUGCUGCAGUCCUGCGAACAGCGGCGUCGCAUGCAGCAACAGCAGAGCAGCCAGCAGGCGCAUCAGUGCGAGACGAAUUCGUCUUACGAACAGCAGCCCCAGCGGCUCUUCGAGCAGCGCUUCCCUCUCUCCCUUCAGCAGAUGCGAGUUCCUCUGAGGAAGCAGAAGAAGCGGGGGAGGUGGCUGCUGGAAAAGCGGACGAAACUCGCCUGGCGACGCGUGCAGCACCACGUGCAGCAGCUGCCCGACCUGCUGCAGCAGCAACGAGCCAUGCUUGUGUCACCGGAGCAGGAGCAGGAGCUGAACGCUGCGGCACAAAAGCACGACAGGAAAAUCCGUGA
Molecule: messenger RNA, 414 nt
Organism: Cyclospora cayetanensis
Lineage: Eukaryota; Apicomplexa; Conoidasida; Eucoccidiorida; Eimeriidae
Exons: 2
Coding region: 1-414 (137 amino acids)
Source: RefSeq, a predicted model, not a curated record